Molecule: messenger RNA, 836 nt
Organism: Panicum hallii
Lineage: Eukaryota; Viridiplantae; Streptophyta; Magnoliopsida; Poales; Poaceae
Product: eukaryotic translation initiation factor 3 subunit A-like
Exons: 1
Source: RefSeq, a predicted model, not a curated record
UCCGCACUGAUUAUAUUUUCUUACUCUAAUGCAGAGGAAGAGAAGAGGAAGAGAGAAGAGGCUGAGAGGAAAGCUAAGCUUGAUGCUAUUGCAGCCAAACAGCGACAGAGAGAGAUAGAGUUAGAAGAAAAGGAAAAGGCGCGGAAGGAACAGCUCUUAAGAGGAUCUGAGGCUACGCGUGUUACUGAUUCCGCCCCUGUUGCACAGCCACCUCGCGAGCCAGCAGCCCCUGCUGUAGCAGUAGCUGCCACCAUCGCUCCAGCUGCUGGCAAAUAUGUUCCCAAGUUUAAACGCGGCGAUAGCAGCAGCAGCAGUGCUGGUGGCAGCCAGAGACCAGCUGAUGUGCGUACACGCGACGAGGACCGUUGGGGUUCACGUGAAGAGCGCCCUCGCCCUGAUGUGCGUCCGCUUCGCCAAGAUGGACCUCCUGCACGACAGGAUGCACCCCCAGCUCGCCCAGAUGGCCCCCCUCCAGCUACUGACCGUUGGCGUGGAUCAAGAUUUUCCUCCAGCUCUUCAACCUCUUCAUCGACCUGGGGAGGCCGCGGAACUGAUGCUCACCGCCUUAGAUUUUUUUUGCUGUCGGGCACUUCAGUGCAAAAUGUCUGCCAGAGAUCUCAAGGAACAUGGUUACUUGAAUUUGUUUUUUUUAUUGCGCUGACUGCACCUAAAAUUUUGGAGCUAGUCUGUUAGGGCUAUGGCACCUUUCCAGUCCAGUUUGACGUUCCAAGUUGCAGCACUAUAUGCAUAUUCUGUCGUUAUUUGUUAGUAAUACUUGAACCUUGUGUUUUUGUUGGUGCGUCCGCCCUAGCUAAAUGCAAUCACUGUUUUCGUGC